UUUUUUUUGAGCGUUUUUAGUGCCGCUUUCCACCUCCCGCCAUGUUCUACUACCCCGAGGUUCUGCGGCGCCACACGGGCUGUUUCGGCACCAUCUGGUUGGCCGCCACCUGCAGUUCGCGGCUGCUGCGCCGGGAGUACCUGGGGGUGGAUGUGCCGCACACCUGCGCCUCCGUGGUGUCGUUCGUGGUCGGUCGCAGCGGGUGGGAGGUGCCGCCCCCGCCGGCCGGAGCUCCGCCCCCCCGGUGCUCGCUGUACCUGGCGGCGAUGCUGCAGCUCGGGCUGGUCCGGGUGUACGUGCGGCAGUGCGGGACCCUGCUCGGUACGGGCUGGGGGGAGCUUGGGAUUUCUCAAAACACCUCCAAAUGUGUCUCAGUUCCCCAAGUUUGCCCAAAAAUUCUAUGA
This is a messenger RNA of Empidonax traillii (willow flycatcher), 404 nucleotides long. Its product is annotated as meiotic recombination protein REC8 homolog. The coding region runs from base 42 to 404 and encodes 120 amino acids. Gene Ontology annotation, cellular component: cohesin complex; synaptonemal complex. The transcript is spliced from 4 exons. NCBI's taxonomy places the organism in Eukaryota, Metazoa, Chordata, Aves, Passeriformes, Tyrannidae. Gene Ontology annotation, biological process: mitotic sister chromatid cohesion; replication-born double-strand break repair via sister chromatid exchange; synaptonemal complex assembly. Gene Ontology annotation, molecular function: chromatin binding; protein binding. The record is from RefSeq and is a predicted model, not a curated record.